Molecule: messenger RNA, 2016 nt
Organism: Scatophagus argus
Lineage: Eukaryota; Metazoa; Chordata; Actinopteri; Scatophagidae
Product: extracellular calcium-sensing receptor-like
Exons: 4
Coding region: 1-1617 (538 amino acids)
Biological process (GO): G protein-coupled receptor signaling pathway
Cellular component (GO): membrane
Molecular function (GO): G protein-coupled receptor activity
Source: RefSeq, a predicted model, not a curated record
AUGGGCUUUGCCAUCCCUCAGGCAUCCAUACCAGGUCUUGGUGAAUUCCUACUCAGCUUAAAGCCAUCUGAUGAACCACAGAGUGCUAUAAUUAAAGCUGUGUGGGAGAAUUUCUUUGACUGCAGCUUCUCUCCUUCAAAUACAUCCGCUAUCUGCACUGGCACAGAGGAUCUCCGGACAGUUUCCAGUGACUACACAGAUGUGACAGAUUUCAGGGCUGAGAAUAAUGUUUACAAAGCUGUGUAUGUGGUGGCAUAUGCAAUUCAUGCAUUAUUGCAAUGUGAAAAUGGAUCAAAUCCAACCACGGGAAAGCCCUGUGUGAACAAGACCGAAGUUAAGCCUAAGCUGGUGUUGGAACACCUAAAGUAUGUGAACUUCACAACAGAGAGUGGGGCCAAAGUUUUCUUUGAUGGAAAUGGAGACUCAGUUGUCCAGUAUGACUUAGUGAACUGGCAGAUGAAAGAUGAUGGCUCAGUUGAAAUUGUAAAUAUCGGCCAGUAUGAUGACUCCUUUCCAGAGGGGGAAAAAUUCAAACUAAAAGACAACACCAAAAUAGUUUGGGGAGGAAACAGGAAUGAGGUGCUGAGGUCUGUCUGCAGAGAGCCGUGCCCACUAGGGACUCGUAAGGCCAUAAAUAAGCUUAAGCCUGUGUGCUGUUUUGACUGCUUUGAGUGCCCUGAGGGAACAAUAAGUAACCAGACAAAUUCCUUGGACUGUUUGAUCUGUCCACCUGAAUUUUGGCCAAAUGAAAAGAAAGAUCAGUGCCUUCCAAAACCUACUGAAUACCUUUCCUAUAAAGAGAUCAUGGGGGCACUUUUAACUGGAUUUGGCUGUGCUGGUGUAUUUUUAUCUCUUCUGACAUCAGUCAUUUUUCUGGUUCACAAAGAGACUCCCAUUGUAAAAGCCAACAACUCUGAACUGAGCUUUCUGCUGCUUUUCUCAUUAAAACUGUGUUUCCUGUGUUCUCUGACCUUCAUCGGUCGGCCCUCUGAGUGGUCCUGCAUGCUGCGACACACAGCAUUUGGCAUCACCUUUGUCCUCUGUAUCUCAUGUGUCCUGGGGAAAACAAUAGUGGUGUUGAUGGCCUUCAGAGCCACACUUCCAGGCAGUAAUGUGAUGAAAUGGUUUGGUCCUACACAACAGAGACUUAGUGUUCUGACUUUUACUCUCAUUCAGGUUGUGAUUUGUAUACUUUGGCUAACAAUCAACCCUCCAUUCCCGAGGAUGAACAUGAAGUACUAUAAAGAGAAAAUAAUCUUAGAGUGCGCCCUGGGUUCAGCUGUUGGAUUCUGGGCUGUGUUAAGUUAUAUUGGAUUUCUUGCUCUCUUGUGCUUUGUACUUGCUUUUCUUGCCAGGAAGCUGCCAGAUAGCUUUAAUGAAGCCAAACUGAUCACGUUCAGCAUGCUGAUAUUCUGUGCAGUCUGGAUCACAUUUAUCCCAGCGUAUGUGAGUUCUCCUGGAAAGUUCACUGUAGCUGUGGAGAUUUUUGCCAUUUUGGCCUCCAGUUUUGGUUUGCUGAUAUGCAUUUUUUUACCAAAAUGUUAUAUUAUUAUCUUCAGACCAGAACGAAACUCUAAAAAACAUUUGAUGGGUAAAAUACCCACAAGAACUCUUUAAUUUGGUACUUAAAUGUUAAUAGCCUUAGAGUAACAAAAAUACAACAAUUUUGCUGCAUUGUCUGGCAGUUAUUGCAGAACCACCAGACGCUUUUGUAAUUCAUGACCUUUAGUUGUUGUAAUGUGCUGAAUAAAGUGAAAACAGUGACUCACAUUUUUUUUCUUAUUUGUAUUUGAUCAUAGAUUCCGUUGACUAAAUAUGAUAGGCAACACACAAUUUUCUCCAGUAGAUUAAGCAGUAAUUAAUUAACUUUCUAGUGUAGCCACUAAGCAGCCCAAAGUAGAAGAUGUUUACAGGGUGCAAACGCAAGAAUUAAGGAUUGUUCAGGGAUAUACAGUACUAUUUCUACAGUGUACUGCACUUAAAAUUUAAAUACACUGAAUAUUCCUUCACUCAGUU